UCCUAUUUAAUUGAUUUAUCGAACUCCUCCAACGCUGGAAAAAAAGAAGCAGCAAAAACAACAAUGGCAGACGAAGAAGAGAGAGUUCUAGAGAACCAGCUGGAGCUUCAAUUGAAAGAGCAAAGAGAAUCCCUCUCUGCCUUAGGCGAUGCUCUCGCUUCUGAUCCUUUCAAUCCCCAGAUCCUCGCGGUUCACGAGGAGCUUGUUGAGGUAAUCAAAGAGACAGAGGAGGGGCUUCUUAAUCUUAAGCGCGCGCGUUUACUUCGAGAAGCUGAUUCAGCGUUAAAUGUUUCGAAUCAAGCAGCGGUUGAGGAGGUUAAAGCGGAGGCUCUUGACCCAGAUGAUGUAGAAGUUGAACCAUUGAAGGAAGAUCGGAGUUACCAGGUCGGGUCGAAAUGUCGAUUCCGUUACAGUGACGGCCGGUGGUAUGAUGGUCAGGUUGUCACAUUGAACGGUUCUGGUUCUGCGAAGAUAUCUUUCCUCACUCCUACUUCAGAAAAUAUGUUGAUAUGCAAGUUCUUUCUGCAACAAAGAUGUCGAUUUGGUGCUAAUUGCCGCUUAUCGCACGGAGUGGAUGUCCCAUUAUCUUCGCUGAAGAAGUAUGCUCCAACCAUGUGGGAGCCAUCGAUGGUUGGGUCCAGUAUUUGGGCAGUCCCUGAUGGUAAAGUUGGCAUCUGGAGGGAAGCUGAGCUUGAAUCAUGGAAUGAUGAACUCAGAACGGGGAAGGUUGUUUUCCGGGAUGAUGGAAGCUCUGCAGAGCUUGGGGUAGAAGCUUUGACAUUAUCUGAAUAUGCACAAAUAAGUGAUGAUGAAGAAAGUGAACUAAGCUCUGAAGAAUCUGAUUCUAGUGACUACGAAGAGGAGAGCCCAAAGGGUUUAGGUUUUCUUGAAAGCACUGCUCUACAGAAAGGUAUCCAGACAGAAACUACCAUCUUUGCUAAGUGGGAAAAUCAUACCAGGGGUGUAGCUUCUAAGAUGAUGGCCAAUAUGGGUUACCGUGAAGGGAUGGGUUUAGGUGCAUCUGGCCAGGGAAUGUUAAAUCCAAUCUCAGUUAAAGUCCUUCCUCCUAAGCUAUCACUUGAUCAUGCUCUGGAGUCUCAUGAGAAUGAUGAGGAUAAAGAGAAAAAAGGGAAGAAACGAAGCAGAGGUGGCAAGAGAAAGCGUGAGAAGAAAUUUGCUGAAGCCUCUCGGGCUGCUAAAGAAGAAGAGGAAUCAAGACCAGAUGUUUUUAGCCUCAUCAAUAACCAACUUGCAAUGCAUAGUGAGGCUGUAAAUGGUGGAUCAACAAAGAAACAACAAAAGAAGGGCUCAGGAGAGGAGAAGAAAGUUGAUAGAAAGGCAUUGGUUGCUUAUGAUGAUGAAGUGAAGGAACUAAAGUUACGAGUUGUAAAGCUCGAGGAAAUGGUAAGCAGAAACAGAAAUGAAAAAGCUGUUUACGAGGCUGCCAUGAGGAAAUUAAUCGAGACUCGCAAGGCUUUGGCGGAGGCUGAAGCAGUUCAUGCCUCAGCAUCAAAUGCAGUCGUUAGCAAAGAAAAAGAGAAAAAGUGGCUAAAGUUUUGAUAUUAUGGAAUAUUUAUGUCGGACUAGUUACAAAUUAUGCAUUGUUUGGUAAUAGAUUUUACCCCAUAAAAAAGGGAAAGAAAUGAACUUAAAUUAGAUUUGGCUUC
Gossypium raimondii (Peruvian cotton) is the source of this 1667-nucleotide messenger RNA. Its product is annotated as zinc finger CCCH domain-containing protein 22. The record is from RefSeq and is a predicted model, not a curated record. The transcript has 4 exons. Lineage: Eukaryota; Viridiplantae; Streptophyta; Magnoliopsida; Malvales; Malvaceae. Gene Ontology annotation, molecular function: nucleic acid binding; metal ion binding. The coding region runs from base 64 to 1560 and encodes 498 amino acids.